This is a messenger RNA of Chelmon rostratus (copperband butterflyfish), 8377 nucleotides long. It is a transcript of the gene slit3, whose product is annotated as slit homolog 3 (Drosophila). Gene Ontology annotation, biological process: axon guidance; negative chemotaxis. Gene Ontology annotation, molecular function: Roundabout binding; heparin binding; calcium ion binding. The record is from RefSeq and is a predicted model, not a curated record. NCBI's taxonomy places the organism in Eukaryota, Metazoa, Chordata, Actinopteri, Chaetodontiformes, Chaetodontidae. Bases 439 to 5055 code for a protein of 1538 amino acids. The transcript is spliced from 38 exons.
UGGAAGGAGGUUACACCCGAGCUGAACAUUUUCACCUUGGAAAGUUUAGGAGUAAGGCUGAUAACUUCGCCGCGGAGACUUUGUGAAUGGGGAGCAUUUGGGGAGACUUUUACGCAUCGACUUGAGUGACGCACGGCGAGAUGUUUUAAAAGAAAACUUGUUCUCUGCAAGUGUCGCAACCAAAUCCUCAUGUUCUCCCUUUUCUUCAAUGGCAAAGGAGCGUUUUAAGGAGAGUCUGACUGAUCGAGUCUCUUGAGAGAAACUUUGGUGAACUUAAGCGAACUUGAUUUCGGCUCCCAUCACUUCUUUUUUUUAAUUCUACCGCACAAUCGAACGGCCCCUCUUGACCUUUUUCGGGAUCCUUACGUCCGCUACGACUACUUCUCCCCCCGCGGAUUUUCAAUUAACUUCGGUUUGGAAGUAAUUUGAGUGGAUACCAUGCCUCCGAUCGGGCCGGAGAAGCAGGCUGCGCUUUGCCGGGUUUCGGCUCUGGCUUUUGCGCUCCUGGUGUGCGCUGCUUCGGUGACUGGAUGCCCACACAAGUGCAGCUGCUCCGGGUCGCAUGUGGACUGCCAGGGUCUGGGUUUGAAGACUGUGCCAAAAGGAAUACCGAGGAAUGCCGAGCGCCUGGAUUUGAACAGAAACAACAUCACCAGAAUCACCAAAGUGGACUUCUCUGGCAUCAAGAACCUCAGGAUUCUUCAUCUGGAGGACAACCAGAUCAGUGUUGUCGAGAGAGGAGCCUUUCAAGACCUCAGACUGCUGGAGAGACUUCGUCUGAACAGAAACAAACUCCAGUUUCUCCCAGAGCUUCUCUUCCAGUCCAACCCCAAACUAGGACGGCUAGACCUCAGUGAGAACCAGAUUCAGGCGGUUCCAAGGAAAGCUUUCAGAGGAAUCACAAGUGUCAAGAACCUGCAACUGGACAGCAACCACAUCAGCUGCAUCGAAGAUGGAGCUUUCCGAGCACUGCGCGAUCUGGAGAUUCUCACCCUCAACAACAACAACAUCACCCUCAUCCCCCUGUCCAGCUUCAACCACAUGCCCAAGCUGCGGACACUGCGUCUGCACUCCAACAAUCUCCACUGUGACUGUCACCUGUCCUGGCUCUCUGAUUGGCUCAGAGCCAGGCGGGGCUUGGCGCCCUUCACCCAGUGCAUGGCCCCCGCCCACAUGAGAGGCCUCAAUGUCCCAGAUGUGCAGAAGAAGGAUUUUGUCUGCAAUGGUCCAGCACAGACCGAGUCGAGGACUUGCGUUCCUCAGGUCGCCGUGUGUCCGCCCAGCUGCAGCUGCAACAACAACAUAGUGGACUGUCGUCGUAAAGGUCUUACCGAAAUACCAGCCAACCUCCCUGAGGGCAUCGUGGAGAUUCGUUUGGAGCAGAACUUGAUCAAAAGUGUCCCUGCAGGAGCCUUUUCUGCCUACAAGAAGCUCAAAAGGAUUGAUUUGAGUAAGAACCAGAUUUCUGACAUUGCUGCCGAUGCUUUCAGUGGCCUUCGCUCACUCACCUCACUGGUGUUGUACGGCAACAAGAUCACAGAGCUGCCCAAGGGAUUGUUUGAUGGACUGGUUUCCCUGCAGCUACUGCUGCUGAACGCCAACAAAAUUAACUGUUUGAGAGUCAACACCUUCCAGGAUCUGCAGAACCUCAACCUGCUGUCGCUGUACGACAACAAACUGCAAACAAUCAGCAAAGGACUGUUCGCCCCUCUGCGCUCCAUCAAGACUCUUCAUCUGGCCCAGAAUCCUUUUAUGUGUGACUGUCACCUGAAGUGGCUGGCAGACUACCUGUUUGACAACCCUAUUGAGACCAGUGGAGCCCGCUGCAGCCACCCCAGAAGGCUGGCUAACAAACGCAUCAGCCAGGUUAAAGGCAAGAAGUUCAGGUGCACAGGUCAGGAGGACUAUCGCACUCGUCUGAGUGGCGAGUGUUUCCAGGAUCUGGUGUGUCCAGAGAAAUGUCGCUGCGAAGGCACCGUGGUCGACUGCUCCAAUCUCAAACUGACCCGUAUACCUCCACACAUCCCCGAUCACACCACAGACCUGAGGUUAAACGACAAUGAGAUUGCUGUCCUGGAGGCUGCAGGAACAUUUAAGAAGUUGCCUAACUUGAAGAAGAUCAACCUGAGCAACAACAAGCUGAGGGACAUCCGUGAAGGUGCGUUUGAUGGAGCGGGUGGAGUUUUGGAGCUGCUGCUGACGGGGAACAAGCUAACUGGACUGCAGGGACGCAUGUUCAGAGGCCUCAUUGGCCUGAAAACACUAAUGCUGCGCAGUAACCAGAUCAGCUGCAUUGACAACAGUACGUUCACGGGUCUGAGCUCAGUGCGUCUGCUGUCGCUGUACGACAACAGGAUCUCCAGCAUCGCCCCAGGAGCCUUCUCCACCCUGCACUCCCUGUCCACCAUUAACCUCCUGUCCAACCCGUAUGUGUGUGAUUGCCAUUUGGCCUGGCUGGGUCAAUGGCUUAAGAAGACCAGGGUGGUCAGUGGAAACCCUCGCUGUCAGAAACCAGCCUUCCUGAAGGAGAUCCCCAUCCAGGAUGUGGCUACCCCAGACUUCACAUGCGAUGGUGCUGAGGAUAAUGGUUGUCUUCCUGGGUCUGGUUGUCCUGACGUCUGCACGUGCUCAGACGGCGUGGUGCGAUGCAGCAACAGAGGGCUGCACUCUCUGCCCAAGGGCAUUCCCAAGGACACCACGGAGCUUUACCUGGAGGGUAAUAUGCUGACAUCUGUGCCCAAGGAGCUGGCAGUCCUGAAGCAGCUGUCACUGGUAGACCUGAGCAACAACAGCAUCAGCAUGUUGGCCCCUUACACCUUCAGCAACAUGACUCAACUAGCCACACUCAUCCUGAGUUAUAACCAGAUUCGCUGCAUCCCGGUUCAUGCCUUUGACGGGCUCAAGGCGCUUCGCCUGCUCACUCUCCAUGGUAACGACCUUUCAACCAUACCAGAAGGAGCUUUCAACCACCUCACCUCCCUGUCCCACCUGGCUCUUGGUGCCAACCCCCUGUACUGUAACUGUGACCUGCGCUGGCUGUCUCAGUGGGUCAAGGCUGGCUUUAAAGAGCCUGGCAUUGCUCGCUGUACUGGACCACCAGACAUGGCUGACAGACUACUGCUCACAACACCACUCAACAGAUUUCAGUGUAAAGGUCCAGUAGAUAUCAGCCUGAUGUCAAAGUGCGCCCCCUGCCUGGCAGCACCCUGCCAAAACAAUGGCACCUGUGUCUCCGAUGCUAAUGGAUCCUACCACUGCACCUGUCCGUAUGGAUUCAAGGGUCAAAACUGUGAAAUACCCAUCAAUGCCUGCAUUAGUUUCCCAUGUUCUAAUGGAGGAACCUGCCACAUUCAGCCUGGCCAUGAAGACCACUUCAGCUGUGUGUGUCCGCCAGGUUUCGAGGGCCAGCGUUGUGAGAUAAACCCGGAUGACUGUGAAGACAACGACUGCGAGAACAACUCCACCUGCAUCGACGGAGUCAACAACUACACCUGCAUCUGUCCACCUAACUACACAGGCGACCUGUGUGAGGAGGUGGUCGACCCUUGUCUCCAUGGUUUCGACCCCUGUCAGCACGACUCAAAGUGCGUCCACGUGGGCCGCACUUACAGGUGCGAGUGUUUACCAGGCUAUGUGGGCCAACACUGUGAGCAGGACUAUAAUGAUUGCCUGGAGAAUAAGUGUCAGCACGGAGCGGAGUGUGUGGACGCUGUCAACGGCUAUACCUGCGUCUGUAAAGAGGGUUUCAGCGGGCUGUUCUGCGAGAACCCUCCGCCCAUGAUCCUGCUGCAGACCAGCCCCUGCGACCAAUCAGACUGCCAGAACGGCGCCCAGUGCCUGGUGGUUGCUGGGGAGCCCGUCUGCCGCUGCAUGCCCAGUUUCUACGGCAACAAAUGUGACAAGAUGGCCACCGUUCACUUCCUGGGUCGGGACGGGUACGUGGAGCUGCCAGGUGCCAAGCUCCGUCCCACAGCGCAUAUUUCAUUACAGGUUGCCACAGAUAAAGACAACGGUAUUUUGUUGUAUAAGGAGGACCACGACCCGCUGGCGCUGGAGCUGUACCAGGGACACAUACGACUCAUCUACGACAUCGCCAACUACCCUCCCACCACUGUAUAUAGUGUGGAGUCAGUGAAUGAUGGGCUUUUCCACACGGUUGAGCUGUUGAUUCAGAACCGUUCACUGAGCCUCGUGGUGGAUAACGGUGCCCCCAAGAGUCUGGGCAAGCUGGCGCGUCAGCCCUCCGUCGACCACAACACCCAGCUUUACAUCGGAGGCGUACCAUCACAGGUGGUGGCCUCAGGUCUGCGGCCCGGCCCUGAACGCGCCCCUCAGGCUUUUAAUGGCUGUAUCCACAACGUCCGAAUCAACGGCGAGGCUCAAGACUUGAGUUACCGAGCAGCAGGAGGGGCGCGACCACAAGGGGUCGAGGGGAAGGGUGAUGCCAUUCUUGCAGGGUGUCAUGCCUGCAGUGUGUGUGCCCAGGGUGCAUGCAGGGAGGGAGGAGAGACGGGGGUAACAUGUGACUGUCCUCCAGGACGCAGCGGGGCCCUGUGUGACCAGACGACAGCACCGAGCCCCUGCCAGAACAACAGAUGUACUCAUGGUGUGUGUGUGCCGAAGGGUCAGUCCUACAGUUGCAAGUGCAGCGAUGGCUUCCAGGGUCAGUACUGCGAUCGACGGCAGGAGCCUCCAGCCUGCAGGGGGCAGCGCUGCGGACACGGGGAGUGUCGGGUGUCAGAGGCAGGAGAGCCCGUCUGCCAUUGUCAGCCAGGGUACACCGGACCUACCUGUGACACAGAGCUUACAUGUCAAGGAGAGAUGGUGAGGGAGCAGCUGAAGCGCCACCACCCGUUGAGAACAUGCACAUCCACCAGCAAGAUUCCCCGCAUGGAUUGUCCCCGAUCCUGCCAGGCGGCGGCACCCACAGGCGUUUGCUGCGGCGUCACCAAGACCAGAAGGAGGAAGGCGGUUUUCCGCUGCACCGACGGCACCUCGUACUCCGAGGAGAUGGAAACUGCUCUGGAAUGUGGCUGCUCCAAGUGCCCAUUGUAACAGCACCGCAGUUUGCUCGUUUGUUUUGCAACACCCACCGCUGCCAUUUUGUGAAUUCUACACGUCAACGAGGCCGUCGCUCUGAGAUCUUUCCACAUUGAUGAGCACCACCAUCAUGUGAUUGUUUUUUGUUUGUUUUUUUUUUACACAUUCAGUUUGACCGCCACCAAUUUUGCUGCCAAGAGAAACCACAAACAAAAACAAAAAUGGGACAUGUGUGCGUGUUUUUUGACAGAGAGAAAAUAUAUUGUAAGAUAUAAGUGAGAAAAAGCAUAGAACUUAUUUUUAUUAUGGAUUUUUUUUUCUAAAAGAUGAUAAAAGGACUGAUAAGUUGUUUUUUUAAUAUGUUGAUUAUAUAUUGUGUUACAUAGUAUGAAAAGUUAUUUUGUGCCUUGUAAUGAGAAAAAAUACACAGCAAAAUAGAUUAACAUUCCUUAAAAGUAUAUGAAUUUAUAUGUAUGUAUAAAUCUAUAUAAAUAUAUACCCUAACCCAAUGAAUUUUAUAUUUUCCACGUGUAUUUGCAUGAUGUUAAUGUGAGUGCUGAUGUGUGGGAGGCUUUGGACACUGAGAGAGGAGGGCUGAGAGAGAAGAGCCUCCUGGAUUCCACAACAAGGAAAAGGUGGCAGUCUUUUGUUGCACUCUCUCUUGGAGAAAAAAGGAAACUGUAUGUGCCUAGCUAACCUGCUUCACUAUAUAAUGGACAUCUUCCUCACAUGCGAGUUCUUUGAGAAAACAUAAAAGACUCUUUCCACGGAGAUGAUUUAACAGUUUGUUCUAAUACUGUGUUAUUCUUCAGUUUGCUGUUGCACACCACACAUGGAGCCACAUGAGGUUUGACAUGAAAAGCUGAAUCUGCUAUCGUUAAGAAUUAAACAUCACAAAACUGGAAUCCUCACUCAGAUUAACCGCAGUGAAGUCAGUAUACUGGGAUGUUUGAGAAUCAAAAUGAGCUCUGAAACAGAUACCAAGCAAAUCCCUGAUAAGUCCUGAAAACUCAGAGCAUUGAUUGCGGUGGAAACAGGAAGCCAUUUUUAAUCAAAGCACCCAUUCACGUAACAGGACGUAACUUGACGCCAUGCUGAAAAAGUGAUGUCACACUGUGACAGGUGCACUUUCCAUCACUGCAGCAAGACAUUAAACUACCGGAAAAAAACGGUCAAAACAACAUUUUCAGCUGGGCAGGGAAGCUGUUUAGAAUAAAGCCAUUGUGCCAAAGUCAACUGUGUUUGCCUUAACGGAGAAGUCAGUCAAAAAUCUGACUGAAACUGAUUUCUAUGAGUUGAAGUGCCUUGGUGUACUUAUUCUGAAACUGAAAAAUGCUGCUGUGAUAUUGUCAACAGCUGCUACUGAAUGUUUGACCAUUUUGGAUGGAUAAAGGCAUUGUUGUGUCACAUGUGGCUGUUGACUCCCGUCUCCAUGGCAACGCAAUCAAAAUGCUUCGGUGGCCUUCCUAAGUUCGCAAAGGGACUGAUGCUUACAUUAGAUAAACACCCCUCCCCUCCUUCUCUGGUUGUGUGGGCAGGCCCAGUGAAAUGUGUAGAACUAGAAAACAAGAGAAGCCUUAAUCAUGUCACAGUCCUUUUGGGAUGAAGUUUGUUGUAGGAAGCGUUUCUUCAUCGCCUCAUGUAGAAUGUGAAAUUGCAGCAUCAACAAGGACCUUUUUUUUUUCCUCUUACAGUGUUAAUGUGUGAUGCGUUCACUGUGUUAUAUGGCAACAUUAUACCAUGCAGGUCUGGCUGUUAGGUGGACCAAGAUGUGUUUAAGGUGCAAACGGAGAACCAGAUUUUUCCACAGGGCAUGUACUUGCAAGAUUUUCACUUUUAAGGUGUUGAUUUGUUAAUGUUUAAAAUUUCCACGUUGAUGCUGUUGGGUGGAGGUUAAAAAAGUGGCUUACAUUUAUAGACCAAAAGACAGACUGCUCUCGUCUUCUGUAACUUUUACUCGUGAAAGAAUCAGAUUUGGACCAGGGUGCCACAACACAGCUGAAAAAUACUCUCCAUAGAUGACUAACAUGAUUAAAAGUAUAACGAAAGACUAUAAUGUAACUACUACUGUAUUGUUUACUUUAUACAUUGUUGCUUUGUUUACAACAGGUGCAAAGUAUUGUCACACUUCUACAGUUAAUUCUUCUAUUCUGGGUUUGAGAUAUAUCAGUAUUAUCCUUGUCUGUCAGCGUCAGUUUUCCACACCUUCUGUUCUUUCUACCAGAUCCUUCUUCACACGUCUUUUCCUCACACCUUUCCCCUCCACUCUAGGGUUGGGCGACAUGCUAAAUUCCAACCGGCCACCAUCAGCCCAACAACCAGCGAUUGCUCAUAAAUUCACGCAGGUGUGCCCCUCAGUAGAUUUAGCUGAGAGAUGUGUGUGAUCGGCGAGUUUGCUUUGUUUAGUAGUCCAAUAAACAAACUCACAAAAUAUCAAGAAAGGAAAUAUUCUUACACCCGUUUUCCUUAAUAAACAGAGAAGUACAAUCGUGCGCCUUGUGAAUGAAAUUUUCUCUCUUUUACCAAACUCAGACAAGCUUACUGUCCUUGUUAACUCAUCAUAAAACACUUCAUUCAAACUCAGCAGAAACAAAAUAAAACUCACUGAAACUGUCGUGGUUACUCUUUUCACUGUUCAAUCACAGCCUCUGCAUUGGUCAAAAUAAACCCUUGACUCACAGAGUCACACUCGCUCUUCAGAGGCAGAAUAUUAAAUUAGCAAAAAAACUGUGGCGAUGGGCUCACCCAAUCAAUAAUAGCCGACAUAUUUAUCCAACCUUCCUGCCUUUCUCCCCACGUCUUCAUCCAAGACAUCUCCUUUAUUUGCGUCAACCAUUCAAUCUCACAUCUCUCCCCCUUUCAUUUUUCUCAUUCUUUCCUUCCAUUACUGUUUUCACAGCAAUUUGAGCUUUCAUCUUUUUGCCCCAUUCUCUUUGCUCUAUCCAACCCCUCUGUUCCUCAUCCUAAAGGUUUAGCUCUCUAUUGUGACUACACUCAAACACCCUAGUUAUCGGUUAUUGACAGCAAAAUAACCGUUUUGUCAGUAAUUUCCAUUUUCCAGGUUUUAGGUUAAAAAACAUGAAUAUGUGAGUGAUGAUAAUUGAUACUUAUGUUGAAUGUUAAAAUUAAACUACCAUUGAAACUAUGCUCAACUAUGUCUGAGUUCUUGAAAAAUGAAUCUUUGACUGCAUAUCCAAAUUUGUGCAACAAUAUCUCCCAUAUAGAUGAACUGAACUCAGCUACUUAGCUGAGAUUAUUGAAGCCUGCUUCCAAUAACAUUGCACAUAUCACCGGUUUUACUAGUUUUUGUAGAAAAAAAUUAGUGGUGGUGGACAAA